AUCCUGUGUGCUACUGUUUUUGGUUUGAAAGGUCAAGCUACGUGUUUUGACUGUCAACCUAUCACUUGUCACUCAUAUAAACCAAGUCCCAUCUGCCACAUCGCAUCAAACAGCCUUGGUGUUCGUUUCAUUCACCAUGUCCUUCGGUCUACUCCAGGGUAAAGUCGUCGCCAUCACAGGCUGCUCAACAGGUAUCGGGCGAGCCAUUGCCAUCGGCGCUGCAAAAAAUGGGGCCAAUGUCGUUCUGCACCAUCUUGGGGAUUCGACCGCUAGCGAUAUCGCUCAAGUCCAAGAAGAAUGUAAACAAGCUGGCGCAAAGACUGUGGUGGUACCAGGCGACAUUGCUGAAGCUAAAACUGCCAACGAGAUCGUCUCAGCCGCCGUCUCCUCCUUCUCCCGCAUCGACGUCCUCAUUUCCAAUGCCGGUAUCUGCCCCUUCCACUCCUUUCUUGACCUUCCUCACCCUCUAUGGAAACGCGUGCAAGAUGUCAACCUAAACGGUUCUUUCUACGUUGUUCAAGCGGUUGCUAAUCAGAUGGCAAAGCAAGAGCCUAAAGGAGGGAGUAUCGUUGCGGUGAGCAGUAUCUCGGCUUUGAUGGGCGGUGGCGAGCAGUGUCAUUACACACCGACAAAAGCCGGAAUCAAGAGUUUGAUGGAGAGUUGUGCGAUUGCGUUGGGGCCAAUGGGGAUUAGGUGUAACUCUGUUCUUCCUGGGACUAUCGAAACGAACAUCAACAAAGAAGACCUUUCCAACCCCGAGAAACGAGCAGACCAAAUUCGACGUGUCCCCCUUGGCAGAUUGGGUAAACCGGAAGAUCUCGUAGGACCUACUCUAUUCUUUGCGAGUGAUUUGAGCAACUAUUGCACCGGAGCGAGCGUGCUGGUAGAUGGCGGAAUGGCGAUUUCUCUUCAGUAAAGUAGAGAAGAGCCUGUGAGCUGUUUAUAACUAGUACUUAGUACCGUGAUUCCUAUAUGUAAACAACAAGUCUGUGACCCUUUAACCCUUUCAAUUAGGGAGUUGCGAUAGCUUUCUUCGUUGUAGCUGUCUUGUUUCGUCAUCUCGUCUCCUAUCCCCCCUUGCAUUUCCGGCACAGUUCCACCGCUUAGUUCAUCCUCUCGAGUCUUCUCCUCAAACCCACUUCUUUA
Cryptococcus deneoformans JEC21 is the source of this 1146-nucleotide messenger RNA. Its product is annotated as glucose 1-dehydrogenase, putative. The record is from RefSeq and is a predicted model, not a curated record. NCBI's taxonomy places the organism in Eukaryota, Fungi, Basidiomycota, Tremellomycetes, Tremellales, Cryptococcaceae. The coding region runs from base 137 to 916 and encodes 259 amino acids. The transcript has 5 exons. Gene Ontology annotation, molecular function: oxidoreductase activity, acting on the CH-OH group of donors, NAD or NADP as acceptor.